Messenger RNA from Ixodes scapularis (black-legged tick), 690 nucleotides. RefSeq lists its product as uncharacterized. Bases 1 to 690 code for a protein of 229 amino acids. Lineage: Eukaryota; Metazoa; Arthropoda; Arachnida; Ixodida; Ixodidae. The record is from RefSeq and is a predicted model, not a curated record. The transcript has 2 exons.
AUGGAUCGCGUGUUGCGUGAAGUGGAUCACUUCGCGUUACCCUACUUGGAAGACAUUGCCAUUUUCUUGGACAGUUGGGAAGAACAUCUCAACCAUAUAAGAGAGGUGUUGACGCGCUUGCGGCACGCGGGGCUGACGAUUCCGUGCGAUAAGAAGUGCCACCUGGCACAACACGAAAAAACAGCGGGACAUCAAGCGAACGCAAAACGCCACGUGCCCUCACUGUCUAGGCAGUCAUUUUUGAGAGAAAACCUCACGGAUGGAAAGAAGAACGCAUUCUACGCAGACUUGUGCGAAGCCUUAGUAGCCGCAAAUAUUCUGUGGACGAAAGUAGAAAACCCAGUUUUCAAAACAUUCUUACAAAAAUACUCCAGUCACACCGUACCGUCGGAGUCGACUCUGUGCAAGAACUACCUGCAGCCCAUGUUCGAGGAAACAUUGAAGAAAAUCAGAGAUGAACUUGAGGACUCAUGCAUUUGGGUCUCCGUAGACGAGACGACAGAUGCGACUGGACGCUUUGUCGCGCACAUCAUGGUUGGGAAGCUCAUAGCAGACGAGAGAACAACGCCUUUUCUUGUGUGCUGCAAGACGCUAGAGAGAACAAAUGGGGAGACCGUGGCGUACUUUGUUAACACGUCCUUGAAGGUGCUAUACCCUACUGGAGUGGAAGACAGCAGGGUGCUACUUUAG